This is a messenger RNA of Candidozyma pseudohaemuli, 1092 nucleotides long. RefSeq lists its product as uncharacterized. Lineage: Eukaryota; Fungi; Ascomycota; Pichiomycetes; Serinales; Metschnikowiaceae. The record is from RefSeq and is a predicted model, not a curated record. Bases 1 to 1092 code for a protein of 363 amino acids. The transcript has a single exon.
AUGGAUCCCACCACACCCACCAAUAACGGACCUGAGGAAGAGUUCAAGACGGUAGAAGCCCCUCAAUCGAGUCCCCCUCCUCCUCCUGUGAGGGUGGUGAAUCUCGUCCUAGACCACUUUGCAUUUGUCAGAGGCAUUGGAAACGUCAAGAGAUGGUUCAACAAGGAGUACACUGAUAGCAUCCUAGAGGACAAGAGUGAUACAAGAGUCGUUCUCAACCUCUAUAUUCCCACUUACACUCUCCACGAGUUCGAGUUUGCCAAGAAGGGAACUACCAUCACAGCUUCCUACGCCAGAGAUGCACUCAAGCUUAUCGACCAGGUUCUCGAUCAAGAGCAGUCCGUGCCUUCUUUUGGUCCAGAGGAUGGGGAGGCUGCCCCUGAGAUACCCAAGUUCACAUACAACUUGCUUCUUGAACAGCGGAAUUCCAGCUAUCCUUACUGGGACAGAUGUCUCAAGUACCAGGUGCAGCCGCCUAAGGUGAAAGACUUUCCAUAUCAUAAAACCAAGCUUGCCAAUACUGUUUUGGGACGUCCGAAAGCCCCAGAUGCUGAAGAGGAGAAAAAGGAAGCCGAAGAGUUGGCGUCAGUGCCUCCUCGUUUGAAGCAUUUGAUUCGCUCCUGCGUUUACAAGAAGUACAUUGACCCAUUCCACCCCGAGUUUGAGUUCAACAAUGGUGCUCAAUGGAAGUUGGUUACUGAAGAUGCUGUGACAAAGGUCUGGUUGUCGAGCUUCGGUAUCGACUGCUUGAAUGUGAAUGAGGCAGAGCUUCUCAUAUUCCAGUCUGACGAUGUUACCGGGUUCAAUCUUCAGGCACCAGGGGAGAAUUUCAACUCGCAAAAAGACAGGUAUGACGCUGUCGAUCGGGGUAUCUUGCAUCAGUGGGUUGACACUACAAAAUAUGAGUAUCUGAGUGUUGGUGGUGAUAGACGCAGAAAACCAAAAGAGAAAAAGGCUAACGGCACCGAGAACGAAAGCAAAGCUCUUGGGCCCAUUCAUCCCGAUGAGGUGAAGGAGGAGAAGUUCCACCAGAUCAACUACGCUCCUCGCAGCAGACCAGCUGGAAGGAAGCUAUACGUGCCAAAGAAGUGA